This is a messenger RNA of Helianthus annuus (common sunflower), 1634 nucleotides long. RefSeq names its product probable protein kinase At2g41970. The transcript has 8 exons. Gene Ontology annotation, biological process: protein phosphorylation. Gene Ontology annotation, molecular function: ATP binding; protein tyrosine kinase activity. The coding region runs from base 398 to 1501 and encodes 367 amino acids. Lineage: Eukaryota; Viridiplantae; Streptophyta; Magnoliopsida; Asterales; Asteraceae. The record is from RefSeq and is a predicted model, not a curated record.
CAAUGCACACACAUUACACACACACGUAUAUACAUACACGCUUGAUUAAUCAACAUUCAAGAACAGAACCCGAUUUUCCCGCGUAUCCCACACUUAAUCUUUGUUUUGACUCCCCCUUUUCCAAAUUCGGCGAGAGUGAGGAGAGAGAAAAUCCCAAAGAUCCAAACCCACAAAAUUUCGAUCAGUUUUGUUUCAAUCUUCUCCUCCCGUCAAAAUCUUGAUUUUCACAUCUUUUUUAUUGUUAAUUGUAUCAAUCCCUACACUAUUUGGUUCUUGUUUGGCUCUAAAAUCUUGAAUUUGAGGGAUUCUUGUAGGUAAAAUCACAAACAAAAGCGUACGUAUGGUUUGUUGAAAACAUAGUAUUUUUUUGUGGAUUUGCAUACCUUCUGUUUGAAGGAUGUCUUGCUGUGGAGGUUCGGAAGAGGACACCUAUGAUGGUGCAACCUCCAACAAUGUCGCCACAGCAGCACCUCGAGGACCGCCUUACGGAGGAAGUGAUAGAGGAGAGCCGAGGAAUACGGGACCUCCAAGAAGUGGCGCGUCUCAAAAACCGUUACCCAUUGAGAAACCAGCAUUAUCGUUAACCGAGUUAAACAAGAUUACAAGUAACUUUGGUACAAAAUCUUUGGUCGGCGAAGGUUCUUAUGGCCGGGUUUUUUAUGCAAAAUUAAGUACCGGAGAAGAAGUAGCAGUGAAAAAGCUCGAUACCAGCUCUUCACCCGAGCCCGAUAAUGAUUUUGUAGCCCAGUUAUCUGUCGUUUCAAGGCUUAAAAACGAGCAUUUUGUUGAGUUACUUGGUUACUGCUUGGAAGCAAACAAUCGGAUCUUGGUUUAUCAGUACGCAACCAUGGGUUCUUUGCAUGACGUAUUACACGGGAGAAAGGGCGUACAAGGGGCAGAACCGGGCCCGGCGCUGAGCUGGACUCAGAGAGUUAGAAUCGCAUACGGUGCAGCAAGAGGGCUCGAAUAUCUACAUGAGAAGGUCCAACCUUCGAUUGUACAUCGUGAUGUUCGGUCCAGUAAUGUUUUAUUAUUUGACGAUUGUGAAACCAAGAUAGCGGAUUUUAACUUGAGCAGUCAGUCUUCUGAUAGUGCAGCCCGGUUGCAUUCGACUAGGGUUUUGGGAACUUUUGGUUACCAUGCUCCAGAGUAUGCAAUGACAGGGCAGAUAACUUCAAAAAGUGACGUUUAUAGUUUUGGAGUUGUUCUUCUUGAACUUUUGACCGGAAGAAAACCGGUUGACCACACAAUGCCUAAAGGUCAACAAAGUCUUGUUACUUGGGCAACACCAAAAUUAAGUGAGGACAAAGUAAAGCAAUGCAUCGAUCCGAAGUUAAACAGUGACUACCCUCCAAAAGCGGUUGCAAAGAUGGCAGCAGUUGCAGCAUUAUGUGUUCAAUAUGAAGCGGAUUUCAGGCCAAAUAUGACGAUUGUGGUGAAGGCUUUGCAGCCGCUUUACAAUGCAAAACCAGCAGGCUCGGAGACUCAAGCUUCUCAUUAAAUUUCUAGAAACAUUAUUCGAUUUUUUAUCUAGAAAAGCUAGUUUGAAAUAUGCUAGAAACUAAUUAUGAAAUUGUAUUAUGUAUCAUGAUCCAGAAGUAGCAUAUAUAUAGAGCCCUUUUGUAAUUUGUUCA